Molecule: messenger RNA, 3117 nt
Organism: Aspergillus novofumigatus IBT 16806
Lineage: Eukaryota; Fungi; Ascomycota; Eurotiomycetes; Eurotiales; Aspergillaceae
Exons: 7
Coding region: 1-3117 (1038 amino acids)
Source: RefSeq, a predicted model, not a curated record
AUGGCGUCGCGAGUCAGUUCGCGCCAGUCGACGAGUUCGUCACAGUACUCGCAGAAUGAUGAGCCAGACAACAAGAAACAGCAGCAGAAAUGGAACCUAUUCCGCAUGAUCAAGAAUGGAUGGUCCAGGUUGGACCUGGAUCGACGAACGGUGAUCUUGAUGAUGAAGGGUGCUCUACCACCUGCUAUUGCCAUAGCCAUGUAUCAAGCCGAUUCUAUUGCGGCACGGUUCCCCACUACUGGCUAUCUCAUUGCAAUCAUCUCUGUUCUCGGAUUUGCCAUCAUGCCACGGGCCAAAUUCAUCCAGAUGAUGCUCUUGGACGUACUGGCAGUUUGCGUUGCAACGGCUUUUGCCCUGCUUAUGAUGUUCUGCAGCGUGAAAGCACGAGAAAACACACAGUCUGCUGCAGAUGCGGCCUCUAUAUCGAGUUCGGAUCCGACAGCUAACGAGUACAAUUCAUCUGCCUCCGCCGUUAGUGGCGUGCUGCUGUUUUUCCAGAUAUACCUGGUGCACUCGUUUCGUGCCCAUUAUCAACAGUUUCAAUUUCCGGUGAUCAUCUAUGCCAUAAUUGCCAAUAUCACCUCGUCAUAUGCCCCUCGGCUCCCCACCAUGGCCGCCGGUAUUGCUUUGGUGAGGACCUUGCUCGAGGCUUGUUUGAUUGGGUUGGGAAUCUGUACGGGCGUCUCCCUGUUUCUCUUUCCCGUGACCUCAAGACACAUUGUAUUCAAAGAGAUGGCAAGCUAUAUCGGAGGUCUUCGCGUAGGUCUCAAGGCUCAUACAAAGUACUUUGAGAGUCUGGAGCGCGAUGACAUGUUUGGCCGGGCCGAGACAUAUGACGAGACAGUCGAGAAAUUUUCCAAGAAGGGCAAGGUUUAUAGCCCAGAAGCAGAAGCUAUUCGAACUGCGAUCCAGAAGAUUACAGACCUCCAUGGCAAACUGCACGCGGACCUGACCUUCGCGAAGCGCGAGUUCGCCAUUGGAAAGCUCGGCCCUGACGAUCUCCAAGCCAUCUUCAGACAUUUACGCCAGGUGAUGAUUCCAGUUGUCGGUCUCAGCUUCAUUGUGGACAUUUUCCAGCGUCUGUCGGAGUACAACAAAUGGAACGAUCCCAUUGACCCACUCGCAACGGACAUAGGUACCACCAUCCGCAGUCGUGUUGUACACGAAUGGAACGAAAUUAUGAAGGCCGUGCAUGAUCCCUUUGCCUCCAUUAUCGAGACUAUCGAUAGCGGGCUAGAACACAUUUCUUUGUCGUUACAGCUGACAAAAUCACCGAAAGCUUCGCUCGGAAAGAAAGAUGCGCCGACAGAAGGGGUUGCAGAUCUGGAAGCGUCGGCAGAGAAACCCCGUCCCCGGGAGAAGCAGGGAGAAGGGCAUCACCUUACCCCGGAUUUCUUCGAGCGUCCUUCUUCUGACUUGCCCGAUCUGGACGAAUUCCUACUAGACAAAUCCGGGGUCGGUCGCGAUAGGAGCCGUCGACAGCUCUAUCUUUUUCUUUAUAUGGAACAACUACUCUACUCGACAGGCCAUACAGUACUAGAUUUUAUUCAUUUCGCCGAUGAGAAAGUCAAAAGCGGAAAGCUGUCAAGAUCACGUCUGAUCAUUCCCGGUGCUAAACGCUUACUGAAGUGGUUACGCAGUAUACUUCAGGCGGAGGAUACCCAUGAAGACGAUCACUUGGGCGAUAUCCACACGCAGAACCAUAUCCUUCAGCUUGGUGAAGCGUACAGGCACAGGAAGGAUCCUGAGCAUUUGCCCCCUGAAACCACCAUUCAGAAGAUCGGCGACAAAAUCAGGGUAAUACCCUGGCUGCUGCGUUCAUCAGAGUCAGCCUACGGAUUUCGAGUGGCUUGCGCUACUAUGACUAUCUACGUGGUUGGCCUACUUCAUCAGUCUCAGACCUUCUUCAUCCAUCAACGCCUGGUCUGGGCCAUGAUCAUGGUUAACAUCAGCAUGUCACCGACCGCGGGACAGAGCAUUUUCGGCUUUGUGCUUCGUCUGAUUGGCACUGUGAUAGCCAUGGCUCUCAGCUUUUUGGCUUGGUAUAUUCCAGACGAAAAGACACCGGGCGUCAUCGUCUUCUUCUGGCUCUUUGUUGCCUGUGGGUUCUAUGUCCCUAUCAAGCUUUUCCGCUUUCGAAUCGUCGGGAUUAUCAUCAUCAUCACCACUUCCAUGAUCAUCGGCUAUGAACUUCAGGUGCGCAAGGUUGGGCAACAGGUUGCGAGCUCCAACGGCCAGGCCUAUUAUCCCAUUUAUCUUCUUGCUCCCUAUCGUCUGGCCAUCGUGGCCGCAGGUAUUGCGGUGGCAUUUUUCUGGACAUUUUUCCCAUUUCCAAUCUCCGAGCAUGGAGUUCUUCGCCAGAGCCUUGGAGCUUCGCUUUAUCUACUGGCGAAUUAUUAUUCUAUCAUCCACGAGUCCGUGUCUGCGCGUUUGCGGGAUGACGAAGGUGAUCUGGCUUUGAAAACGUCAGCAGGGCGGAGGCUGCAAAAAGCGCGAGGCAAAGUGUUUUCUAAGCAGAUGUUGAUGUUGAAUGGCUUGCGAACAUCUUCGGAGUUUCUAAAAUGGGAGGUGCCCAUCGGAGGCCGCUUUCCCAAGAAGCGGUACCAGGCUAUCAUAUCAUCGAUUGAGAAUAUCGUAAAUUAUCUGAGUUUGCUAGGCUAUGCCUCGGACACUCUUUUGCAGAUAGGCGAUGACCCCCACGCAUCGAAUUCUGACUGGCUUCACGACUUCAAAAGACUGGUGUCUAGUGCCCGCGUCACGACUCACGAGGUGACCUCUGUUUUGUGUCUUCUGUCAGCUAGUAUUACGAACCGACAGCCUCUGCCGCCCUACCUGAAGACUCCUCGACCGUACAGUUUCACAAGGAGAUUAGAAGCGCUCGACAAAGACAUUCUCAGCAUCAAGCACGUCGCAGAGCCGGGAUUUGCCACGUUUUCUGUACUGCAGAUCUCGACCAGAUGCAUUGUUGGAGAUGUGGAGAGAUUGAUGAGAAAUGUGAAGGCUCUCGUAGGGGAGCUUGAUUUUUCCUUCCAUGCUGUCAGCACAGCACAUAGCACGAAGUCGUCUCUAGAUCAAUCGCGCCUCUCGAGACCACCAUCUCGCGAGAAGUUUGAGUGA